AUGGAGAGCGGUAAUAUUCAAUUAGGCAGUUCGUCAGUAUGGAAGAACCAAGGUCGUAUGGAAGCUUUUUCGAGUUCUGCACGCGAAGAAGACGAUGAAGAAGCUCUCAAAUGGGCUGCCCUAGAGAAGCUUCCAACUUAUAAUCGUCUCAGGAAAGGUAUACUCACCUCGGCCAGUGGAAAAGCUAAUGAAAUUGAUAUACCAAAUCUUGGGUUUGAAGAGAGAAAGGACCUGGUUGAGAGAUUGCUCAAAGGCACUGACGACGGCAAUGAAAAGUUCAUGAUAAAGCUCAAGAAUCGUAUUGACAGCGUUGGAAUUGAGCUUCCCACAAUUGAAGUUCGGUUUGAGCAUCUAAACAUAGAAGCAAAGGCUUAUGGAGGAACCCGAGCAUUGCCUACUCUUUUGAACUGGAUUACUAAUAUAAUCGAGGGUUUCUUGACCAAUCUCCGUGUAAUUUCAAGUAGAAAGACAAACUUCUCUAUCCUUCACAAUGUUAGUGGAAUUAUAAAGCCUGGAAGAAUGACAUUACUAUUGGGUCCUCCAAGUUCCGGCAAGACCACACUGUUAUUGGCUUUAGCCGGAAAGCUUGAUCCAGAUCUAAAGCUGUCGGGAACGGUGACAUAUAAUGGCCAUGGAAUGAAUGAAUUUGUACCCCAAAAAACUGCUGCUUACAUCAGUCAAUAUGAUUUGCAUAUUGGAGAAAUGACUGUAAGGGAGACAUUAGCCUUUUCUGCAAGAUGUCAAGGGGUCGGAACUCGUUAUGAUAUGUUAGCUGAGCUAUGCAGAAGAGAGAAAGCAGCUUAUAUAAAGCCUGAUCCUGACAUUGAUGUGUUCAUGAAGGCAACAGCUAUAGAGGGCCAAGAAGUGAACGUAGUGACAGAUUACAUUUUGAAGAUUUUAGGACUAGAAGCGUGCGCUGAUACGUUGGUAGGAAAUGAUAUGUUGAGGGGUAUCUCUGGAGGACAAAGAAAGCGUGUUACAACAGGUGAGAUGCUCGUUGGACCUGCAAACGCUUUGUUCAUGGAUGAGAUAUCAACUGGCUUGGACAGUUCAACAACAUUUCAAAUUGUGAAUUCAAUCAAGCAAAACAUCCAUAUUCUUAAUGGAACCGCUGUCAUCUCACUUCUUCAGCCAGCACCAGAGACUUUUGACCUCUUUGAUGACAUUAUCCUUCUCUCCGAUGGCCAGAUUGUGUAUCAGGGACCUCACGAGCAUGUGCUUGAGUUUUUUCAAAUUAUGGGAUUUAAAUGUCCCGAUAGGAAAGGCAUUGCCGAUUUCCUACAGGAGGUGACAUCUAGGAAAGAUCAGGAGCAAUAUUGGGAAAGGAAAGAGGAGCCGUAUAAUUUUGUUACUGUUGAGCAAUUUUCCAAAGCAUUUGAAUCAUUCCAUGUCGGACAGAAACUUGGGGGGGAACUUUUAGUAACAUUUGACAAAAGACAGAACCACCCGGCAGCUUUAACAACUAGAAAGUAUAGUGCUAAAAUGGGAGAACUUUUGAAAGCUUGCAUCUCAAGGGAGAUUUUGCUCAUGAAGAGGAAUUCCUUUUUUUAUUACUUUAAGCUAACCCAAAUUACAUUUCUGGCAUUCAUUUCGAUGACAACGUUUCUACGGACCAAGAUGCACCACAACUCAGUAGAUGAUGCAGUAGUUUUUGCAGGUGCUUUGUUCUUUGCCAAUACCGUAGCUAUGUUUAAUGGGAUGGCAGAGCUUUCACUGACUCUUAUCAAGCUUCCCGUCUUUUACAAGCAAAGAGAUUUUUUCUUCUACCCUGCAUGGGUCUAUGCUCUUCCAACAUGGAUUCUCAAGAUACCUAUAUCAUUUGUAGAAGUUGCAAUUUGGGUGUUCAUGACAUAUUACGUAACCGGAUAUGAUCCAAAUCUUGGACGGUUCUUGAAGCAAUAUCUCAUAUUAUUGCUGGUUAACCAAAUGGCCUCUGGUUUAUUCCGUACUGUUGCAGCAUUGUGUAGGGACAUGAUUAUUGCCAACACUUUAGGUGCCUUUGCAAAUGUCAUGCUUUUUACACUAAGUGGCUUCGUUCUCUCUAGAGAUAAAAUUAACAAGUUGUGGAAAUGGGGCUACUGGAGCUCACCUCUAAUGUACGGUCAAAAUGCAGUAGUAGUUAAUGAGUUACUUGGGAAGCGUUGGAAACAUGUAUUGCCAAACUCAACAACGUCAAUAGGAGUUGCAGCUUUAAAGUAUAGAGGCUUCUUUACACACGCAUAUUGGUACUGGAUUGGAGCUGGGGCAUUGAUUGGAUUUGUGUUGCUUCUUAACCUUUGUUAUGUUCUGGCGCUCUCCUACCUAAACCCAAUUGGGAAAUUGCAAGCAGCCAAAGCAGAUGAUGUUGAGGGAAUUGCAGAGGAAAGUAAGUCGUGUUCACCAACCAUAUUAGAGAGUCUCAAUACAGAAGUUUCUGGUGAUGGUACUAACAUAAGGAAACAGGGAAUGGUUCUUCCAUUUGAACCACAUUCCAUAACCUUUGAUGAAAUCACAUACUCUGUUGACAUGCCACAGGAAAUGAAGACAGAUGGUGUUGUAGAGGACAAGUUGGUUCUUCUGAAGGGUGUGAGUGGUUCUUUCAGGCCAGGUAUUUUAACAGCUCUUAUGGGUGUUAGUGGUGCUGGGAAAACGACUCUCAUGGAUGUAUUGGCUGGUAGGAAAACUGGUGGAUAUAUUGAAGGAGAUAUUAAAAUUUCCGGGUAUCCAAAGAAGCAGGAAACAUUUGCUCGGAUUUCUGGAUAUUGUGAGCAAAAUGACAUUCACUCCCCUCAUGUUACUGUCUCCGAGUCAUUGAUAUACUCAGCAUGGCUUCGUUUGCCACCUGAAGUUAAAUCCGAAACCAAAAAGAUGUUCAUAGAGGAGGUGAUGAAACUUGUGGAACUCAAUCCAUUGAGGCAAUCACUUGUUGGGUUGCCUGGUAUCAAUGGUCUUUCAACUGAGCAGCGCAAGAGGCUGACUAUAGCAGUUGAGCUAGUAGCCAAUCCCUCUAUAAUAUUCAUGGAUGAACCAACUUCGGGAUUAGAUGCAAGAGCUGCUGCUAUUGUCAUGAGAACAGUUAGGAACACAGUGGAUACUGGUAGAACUGUUGUGUGCACCAUCCAUCAACCUAGCAUUGACAUUUUUGAAGCUUUUGAUGAGCUACUCCUAUUGAAGAGGGGAGGGCAGGAAAUUUAUGUGGGUCCAUUAGGUCACCAUUCUUGCAAUCUUAUCAGUUAUUUUGAGGAUAUUGAAGGAGUCGGUAAAAUAAAAGAUGGUUAUAAUCCAGCGACAUGGAUGUUAGAUGUUUCGACCUUAGCACAAGAAUUCGCUUUGGGAAUUGAUUUCGCUCAAGUUUACAAGCAAUCAGCAUUAUACAGGAGAAAUAAGCAACUCAUUGCCGAAUAUAGCUUGCCUUCUGCUUCCUCAAAUGAACUGUCUUUCCCUACUCGAUACUCCCAACCAUUUAUCAUGCAAUUUAUGGCUUGCUUAUGGAAACAGCAUUGGUCAUACUGGCGUAACCCACCGUACAAUGCAGUGAGAAUUCUUUUCACGAUAAUCAUCGGAUUAAUGUUUGGGACAAUGUUCUGGAAUCUUGGCUCCAAAACGAAAAGAAAACAAGAUCUGUUAAAUGCAAUGGGUUGCAUGUACACUGCUGUUCUCUUUCUGGGGGUCCAAAAUGCAUUUUCGGUGCAACCUGUAGUUUCUGUUGAAAGAACAGUCUUUUACCGAGAAAAAGCAGCAGGGAUGUAUUCAGCCUUGGCUUAUGCAUUUGCACAGGUUACAAUUGAGCUUCCAUAUGUUUUGGUACAAGCUUUGGUUUAUGGGGUUAUAACUUAUCUAAUGAUUGGAUUUGAGAGGAAGUUUGUUAAGUUUUUCUGGUACAUAUUCUUCACGUACUUCUCACUGGCGUAUUUCACAUUUUAUGGGAUGAUGACUGUGGCUGUUACUCCAAACUAUCAAAUUGCUUCUAUUGUUUCCACUUUGUUUUAUGGAGCAUGGAAUCUCUUUGCUGGUUUUAUUAUUCCACGGCCGAAGCUUCCCAUAUGGUGGAGAUGGUACUACUGGGCAUGUCCAAUAGCCUGGACAUUGUAUGGAUUGGUCGUAUCACAGUUCGGAGAUCUAGAUGAUUUGCUCGACAGUGAUGAAACAGUGAACCAGUUUUUGAGACAGUAUUUUGGUUUCAAACAUGAUUUUUUGGGAGUUGUUGCAGUAGUGGUCGUUGGAAUUGCCGUACUAUUCGCAUUUGUCUUUGCCUUUUCUAUUAAAACGUUCAACUUCCAGAAGCGUUAG
This is a messenger RNA of Argentina anserina (silverweed cinquefoil), 4269 nucleotides long. Its product is annotated as pleiotropic drug resistance protein 1-like. Gene Ontology annotation, cellular component: membrane. Bases 1 to 4269 code for a protein of 1422 amino acids. The transcript is spliced from 24 exons. NCBI's taxonomy places the organism in Eukaryota, Viridiplantae, Streptophyta, Magnoliopsida, Rosales, Rosaceae. Gene Ontology annotation, molecular function: ATP hydrolysis activity; ATP binding; ABC-type transporter activity. The record is from RefSeq and is a predicted model, not a curated record.